AAUAUAGACAUCGUGAGCAGACAUUAAUUGUAGAUUAAGAAGUUUUUCAUUACGAUGUUUCAAAAUUCAUUUAUUCUCUCUCUCUCUCUCUCUCUCUCUCUCUCACUUUCUCUCUUGUCUCUCCCCUUCCUCUCUCUUUUCCCCUCUUUCUCUUCCUGACAAUUUCGUAUUGAUUGCAGCAUGGAGUUUGUAGUUGUACCCCUUUAAAAUACACGCACAUCGAUUUAUGCGGACAUCUACCUCAACCUCAUCACCUCCCGUACAGUGGCAAUCCCGUCUUAGCUAUGUCCUAUUGCUAUCUGAUCCAAGGAAAAUGUCUGACACUGCGAAAUGAUCUUCCUUACGAAAUGCAAUACGUUUGCGAACUCGACUGCAAGCCCAUCUGUACAUCUUGCCCGCCCUGCAAAAUUCCCUGUGAUCCCUGUGGCACCCCUUGUCCUCCAAUCACCGGAUGUCCCACUUAUUCAAAUACGAAUUCCUGUGAGCGUCAAGCGCAAUCCUAUCCACCUGCUCAAUCCGCGUCGCUAAAACCUAAUUCAGAAACGAUGUACCAGGGAGCAAUAUGUCAACCAAAUGUCCAAAGAAACGAAUUGAAUCCGCGUGUAUGA
Messenger RNA from Atta colombica, 608 nucleotides. RefSeq lists its product as uncharacterized. The coding region runs from base 285 to 608 and encodes 107 amino acids. Lineage: Eukaryota; Metazoa; Arthropoda; Insecta; Hymenoptera; Formicidae. The transcript has a single exon. The record is from RefSeq and is a predicted model, not a curated record.